Molecule: messenger RNA, 825 nt
Organism: Helianthus annuus (common sunflower)
Lineage: Eukaryota; Viridiplantae; Streptophyta; Magnoliopsida; Asterales; Asteraceae
Exons: 2
Coding region: 62-694 (210 amino acids)
Source: RefSeq, a predicted model, not a curated record
AUGAGAGUCUUUGUCGAUCACCAUUCGACCCUGUUUGUCUGCUUUUCAAUCUCCGUUAACAAUGAACACAGAGCAUCACCCAUGGUCAAUCCACCUUCAAGCGAAAGCAAAAAACUUCAAGUUCAAAUUCAAAACAACUACAUUCAUACCCGCUUGUUACAACUUCUUUCACUUCUCACUUUUCCUCAAGAUUUCUUCUCUCAUUAUUCGAGUCGGUUCCGAUAAUAAUAAUCAGCCCACCAGACGAAAAUCAUUAAAAUCGAAGAUUACAGGGUUCAUUGAGAGAUUUCGGAGCAUACCCACCAAGAAAAAGGCUUCUGCUGCUCAUAAUUCGUCAAGAAACAAGAAGUUGAAAUCUGGUUCUUGUGAGGGGCCAGUUUGUGCUAGCACUGUGGUGAUUGGGAACCUUGCUCUGUUGAUCAAGUCUAUCUACGAGAAGGAUGUAAAGGGGAUAAUUAUACAUUGUUUCAGCAUAUUGUUAUACAUCUUCACCCUGUUGAAGACAUUUGUAAGGAAUAAAAAUAAUAAAGUGAUCGUAGUUUCAAUUACACUAAUGGUGGGAUAUCCUCUUUGGUUGCAUAUGAUGAACAAACCAACUCAUGGAAGAAGAACCUUUGCUUGGAGAUACAUUUGGAAGACAUUGAGUUGGGCUGCUUCUCAUGGGUUUCUUAAUGCAAUUUCACAUGUAAUUUAGAUUUGUUUGGAUCAGAAUUUGUUUAUUUGUAAGUUAACAUGAUUUCUUUUUCAUAUUUUGUUGCAAGAAAAAGAAUUCUAAUUAAUGAAUGAGUUAAUUGUAAAUUAUAGGUUGCUUUUGUUUUUCUGUUC